AUGUUUCAACCACGAAUUGCCCUCCGGGGCAUUCGGCUGCCCUUCAGGUGUUUACCUACGGUUCCUACUGUGCCGACUCGCCGAUUUGCGACAGUCAUCAACGAGCUAGAGACAACUUCCGACAAGGUGUCGACUCCUGCAUCCGACUUCAGCGCCUCCUUUGCCCCUCCGCCGACUCGCGACUCCGGGGUUCAGCUUCGCACAUAUACUCCUCGCACACCCGGUGUACGACACUUGCGGCGGCCAGUUAACGACCACCUGUGGAAGGGUCGCCCGGUGCAUCGAUUGACUUUCCCCAAGCGUGGUCACGCGAAGGGUGGUCGUAACAAUAGCGGCCGUGUCACAGUCCGUCAUCACGGAGGUGGCCACAAGCGUCGGAUACGGACGGUGGAUUUCAUGCGGACGGACGCCGGACCUCAUCUGGUGGAGCGCAUUGAGUAUGACCCAGGCCGGAGCGCACACAUUGCGCUGGUUCGAAGCAAAGAGACCACCAAGUUGAGCUAUAUUCUCGCGGCAGAUGGCAUGCGGGCUGGUGACGUCGUGCAGAGCUACAUGUCUGGAAUCCCCGAGGACCUGUGGAAAAGUAUGGGCGGGACUGUCGACCCUGGUGUUCUGGCCGCACGAACUGCCUGGCGCGGAAACUGCCUGCCUCUGCACAUGAUCCCAGUCGGGACUCUCAUCUUCAACGUAGGACUGCGCGCCGGGAAGGGGGCUCAGCUGUGCCGGAGUGCCGGAACCCAUGCAACUGUGGUCGCCAAGGGUAGCGACUCUCGGCAGCAGGAGAUUGAGUCUGACCAGCCUGAGGAGGAGGAGAAGAAGCCUUUGACUCUGCGUGAAAAACAGAAACAGGAGCGUCUGGCUCAGCACAUUACUGUUCGCUUGUCCAGCGGCGAGACCCGCCUCCUCCACAAGGACUGCUGUGCUACCAUUGGUAUUGCCAGCAACCCCAACUACCACUACACUCAGCUAGGCAAGGCUGGUCGCUCCCGCUGGCUCAACAUCCGCCCCACUGUCCGUGGUUUGGCCAUGAACGCCAUGGACCACCCCCACGGUGGUGGUCGUGGUAAGUCCAAGGGUAACGUCGACCCGAAGAGUCCCUGGGGUAUUCCGACCAAGUCGGGCUAUAAGACUCGUCCCAAGUGGAAGAUCAACAAGGCUGUCGUGCACCCGAGACCUCGCAACCAGGGCCAACGCCGCCGCGGAUACAACUAG
Messenger RNA from Penicillium canariense, 1212 nucleotides. RefSeq names its product mitochondrial 54S ribosomal protein uL2m. Gene Ontology annotation, biological process: cytoplasmic translation. The coding region runs from base 1 to 1212 and encodes 403 amino acids. Gene Ontology annotation, cellular component: ribosome. The record is from RefSeq and is a predicted model, not a curated record. The transcript is spliced from 2 exons. NCBI's taxonomy places the organism in Eukaryota, Fungi, Ascomycota, Eurotiomycetes, Eurotiales, Aspergillaceae. Gene Ontology annotation, molecular function: RNA binding; structural constituent of ribosome.